AUGGGACUUGGAAACUCAAGUCUGUUGAAGAAGGAGAAAAAAAUGUUGCUGAGAACAAACUCUGUUUCUGUUCCUGUCUCUCCCUCUGACACUCUCAGAAUGUACUUCCAGGCGGAUGUAAUGUUGAAUGAAGCUGAAAUUCCAAAGGUGAGUAAGGCAUUAGAGGGAGCCGAAGGCGUUUCUAACUUGAAGGUUCAAGUCCUUGAGGGUAUUGGUACUGUUGAGUUAACUAAAAAGACGACGGUCCAAGCUACCGGAGUGGCAUCCAAUUUGGUGGAGCUCAUACAGGGUGCAGGAUUCAAGUUACAAACAUUGAAUUUGAGCUUCGAUGAUGAAGAAGACAUUCUUGCAUAGAUGUCGUAUUUAGAUUUUGAAAAACUUGUCGUUGAAGUUCUCUGGCUCUUUUCUUUUG
This is a messenger RNA of Hibiscus syriacus, 412 nucleotides long. RefSeq lists its product as uncharacterized. Gene Ontology annotation, molecular function: metal ion binding. The coding region runs from base 1 to 354 and encodes 117 amino acids. The transcript has 4 exons. NCBI's taxonomy places the organism in Eukaryota, Viridiplantae, Streptophyta, Magnoliopsida, Malvales, Malvaceae. The record is from RefSeq and is a predicted model, not a curated record. Gene Ontology annotation, cellular component: chloroplast.